Molecule: messenger RNA, 1921 nt
Organism: Macrosteles quadrilineatus (aster leafhopper)
Lineage: Eukaryota; Metazoa; Arthropoda; Insecta; Hemiptera; Cicadellidae
Product: melanocyte-stimulating hormone receptor-like
Exons: 6
Coding region: 40-1410 (456 amino acids)
Biological process (GO): G protein-coupled receptor signaling pathway
Cellular component (GO): membrane
Molecular function (GO): G protein-coupled receptor activity
Source: RefSeq, a predicted model, not a curated record
GGAAGGUUUCGUUGGAUUAUCACGUGACGAAGUAAGAAAAUGGAAAAGAUGUCUGUGGGUCAUCCUCCCCAUCUGCGUCAUCAUCAUCAUCACUGGCUGUCAGAGAACAUCUCCCUCAUGCAUAACACUUCAACCUCCACCACAGACGCUUACACCUACUCGUUCACUGACUCGGCUCUCUUGUGGAACGACUCAUAUAACCUCACUGAGUCGACUCCCGUAGUGAACGGAUCACGGUCUGGGGUGGACCCGGUGGUGUUCAUCUACGCGUCUUCCUUCCUCAUCGUCUUCUGUACAGUUUCUCUUGCUGUUAACGUCGUCAUUCUGAGCUCAGUCUGUUUCAUGAGAUCCAGGAUCUACCCAACUCUCUACAUCAGCCUGAGUCUCGCCGGCGCAGAUACCUUCUCCUUGUUCUUCUACGCGCUGGGGCUACUGUUCUUCACACUGCUGCCGCGCCUAGGCGUGCGGUUCGACACACCCUGUGCCAUGCUGAUGCUAGAGGCGCUGCGGAUGGGCGCUAUCAUGACCACCCUGUUCCACCUGGCUGCUCUAGCAGGCAACCACUACCUGGGCAUCCUCCUCCCUCUGCACUACCCUGUCUACAUGGCUCGCAGGAACAUACAGUACUGCAUCAUAGUUCUGUGGACCAUCCCGUCCUCUCUACUGGUGCUCGACAUGUUCUUCCUAGAAGGAGAUGGCUUCAAGAUGUGCCCUUAUCACUUUUUGAAGAGGUCUAAGUUCCGAACGCGGUUCUCCAUCCCUUUCUUCACAACGCUGGGUAUGAUGAUCUUCAUAUACCUCCACAUCUACAAGCUGGUCUGUAAACACCAGAAACAGCCUCUGAAUGGCAAAUACCAAGGACGCAGAUGCUACACGAGGAGGUCCGGAGGCUUCUCCAGCAGCCAGGUGAACGAGAAGGCUAUUAUAACCACUCUGAUGAUCCUGGGCUCAACCAUCUUCGGCUGGGCACCAGCAUUCACGUACUACGCCCUGUUCUGCGAGGACUGUCUGUUCGCGGACUACUGGAACUUGCAAACACCGGAAGAACUGGCGGUGCUGCUGGUCGUCAACUUCCUCAUGAUCUGCAAAACCGCCACCAACAGCUACAUAUACGCCUUCCGCAUGAAGGAGAUCAAGAUAGCACUGCGCCGGAUGAGACGCAGACUGCUAAUGUGUCUCUUCACCAACCAAAUAGACUACGACCAGUCCGACUGGACGGCCGGAGGGCUGACCAGGACCACGAGUCGUCAGUCCACCUCCAGGAGUCGCACCUUCGUCUACAGGAUGAACUCUCUACAGGACUCUCAUGUGAACAACGGUGUGGCCAAACUAUCUCCCGUUGACCCGUCCAUGAGACGCUGUCGGUCCGCGAACUUUACCAGAAACAAGAGAUGCAACACUUCAGUGUAGCACUAUAUAUGUAUGUAAAUACAUGGGUUAGGUAUUUGUGAUAUGAAAAGCAUGUAGGAGAAGAAAAGGAGGAAGGUUGUGAAUUAAGUAAAGAAAGAAAUGGGAAGGAUUAACAGAAGUUGGGAAUAAGAUGUAUUGAGGAAAUGGUGAGCAAGUAGGGCGGAAUGGGAGGAGAGGGAAUAAGACAAGGUGCGACACUCAAGGUCAACCUGUUGAAUAAUGACGUCAUGGAAGGCCAUUAAGUCUAGCGAUAAGUUCGAGAGAGGUAAAGUAAAGCACCCUGUCACCGGGGUACUUUGUCAGAUAUUGGUAUUGAUUGACGGAGGAGGAGAUCAACAGCAGUACCUACACGAAUACCAUUUAUAAAUUAACGGUUGAUAAGGGGAGAAUAAAGAAAUAGAUAAGGUAGGAUGGGAGGUAGAAGAUAAGGAAGAUAAAAUUUAUGAAAUGAUUAAAGGCUUUUAGAUAGAUGAUGAAGAAGAAGGGUAGAAGGAGUUGGAAAAUUAACGAC